AUGCCUCGUCCCUCUCUGCCCCCUAUCGACCCCAGCACACCCCCGGAGCUCAUAUGUUCCUGUCGCAAGCGUGUGCGACCACAGCGGGGAGUACCUUGCCAGAACUGCGCGUCGAAGUACAAGAAUCAGUCGGCCAAACGGCUUGAGGGGUCCCAGGAGGCCAAAGUGGCCAGGAAAUCGUCUGCAUUGAACGAGCAUCCUAUAUUCAGCACCAAGGUCGACCUACCCGCCUGA
Molecule: messenger RNA, 234 nt
Organism: Cryptococcus amylolentus CBS 6039
Lineage: Eukaryota; Fungi; Basidiomycota; Tremellomycetes; Tremellales; Cryptococcaceae
Exons: 2
Coding region: 1-234 (77 amino acids)
Source: RefSeq, a predicted model, not a curated record